AUGCCGGCCACGGAAGGAUAUAAAGGGCGUGACCUCGAAAGCGCCAACCCCAAACCCACCAUCGCAUCCGCAUCCGCAUCGACAUCGACAUGGACCCUCAACGAACAACACCCCAAUGCGCAACCCCAGACCAACUCCUUCGGGGGUCUCUUCACUCUCCACCCACCCCCAAGAAACGGCUACGACCUGCCCUUCUGGCACAAAUCCGUGAUCUUGUUCAUUGUCAGCUGGAUGACCCUCGCCGUGACCUUCUCGUCGACGAGUCUACUGCCCGCGACGCCGGAGAUCGCGGCCGAGUUCGCGACCACCACCGAGAUUCUAAAUGUGACGAAUGCCGGCGUGCUCCUGGCGAUGGGGUUCUCGUCAUUGAUUUGGGGCCCUCUGAAUCGGUUGAUCGGUCGCCGCGUCGCGUUCCUCCUGGCUAUUGCGGUACUUUGUGGGUGUUCUGUUGGCGCGGCUGUCGCGGGCGAUAUGCGUGUGUUCACGGCCAUGAGGGUCUUGGGUGGGUUGACGGGUACCGGGUUUAUGGUUACCGGGCAGACGGUUUUGGCGGAUUGUUGGGAGCCGACCGUCCGAGGAACAGCCGUCGGCUUCUUCAUGGCCGGGACCGUCACGGGCCCAGCGAUCGGCCCCUGCAUCGGCGGCAUCAUCGUCACCUUCGCCAGCUGGCGCAACAUCUACUGGGUACAAGUGGCCAUGACAGGGUUCGGACUCCUGCUUGCGGCGCUCUUCGUGCCAGACCUCUACUCCGUCGACAGAAAGGGCACCGCCAACCCCGAGAAACCGAGCACAGCGCCGUCCCACAACCUCCAGAACAUCCUUAAUGCCUUCAACCCAAUGCGUGUCUUCGAGCUCUGGAUCUACCCCAACAUCUUCCUCGCCGACCUAACCUGCGGCCUCCUCUCCACCUUCCAAUACGCAAUCCUGACCUCGGCCCGCUCAAUCUUCAACCCACGCUUCCACCUCUCCUCCGCCCUGGUCAGCGGACUCUUCUACCUCGCCCCCGGCGCAGGGUUCCUAGUCGGGAGUAUCGUAGGCGGGAGACUCAGCGACCGCACAGUCAAACGGUACAUCGUCAAGCGCAACGGCACGCGCCUCCCACAGGACCGGCUCAACAGCGGCCUGCUCACGCUGCUGGGCGUCCUGCCCGCCGCGGCGCUGGUGUACGGCUGGUCGCUGCAGGAGCGCCAAGGCGGCAUGCCUUUGCCCAUCAUCGCGGCGUUCUUCGGUGGGGUCGGUCUGAUGGGCAGUUUUAACGGGUUGAAUACUUAUGCUGCUGAGGCCCUCCCGCACCGCCGGUCGGAGGUCAUCAGCGGGAAAUAUAUCAUUCAAUACUUGUUUUCGGCUGGGAGUAGUGCGGCGGUUGAUCCGUUGAUCCGGGUCAUUGGGGUGGGUUGGACGUUUACGAUUUGUGUGUUCUUUUCGAUUGUGGGGGGUGGGUUGGUUUUGGUUGUUACGCGGUGCGGGGUGGAUAUGCAGCGGUGGGCGCAGAGGCGGUUUGGGGUUCAGUUGUGA
This is a messenger RNA of Aspergillus homomorphus CBS 101889, 1515 nucleotides long. RefSeq names its product putative MFS transporter. Bases 1 to 1515 code for a protein of 504 amino acids. The transcript is spliced from 6 exons. Gene Ontology annotation, molecular function: transmembrane transporter activity. Gene Ontology annotation, biological process: transmembrane transport. NCBI's taxonomy places the organism in Eukaryota, Fungi, Ascomycota, Eurotiomycetes, Eurotiales, Aspergillaceae. The record is from RefSeq and is a predicted model, not a curated record.